UUGUGGUUUCUCACUUCACAACACUUAUGAUCUAGUGUGGAUAUAGUAUUGAUAAUAACAAAUUUCCCUCUUAGUUUCUUCAAAUGGGUACUGAGGCUAUUGAUAGUAUAACCCCAAAGGCUUUCCCAGCCAUUUUUAAUAAACCAAUUUUUUUAAAUAAAGAUAACGAGUAUUGGUAUGAAGAAGAUAUUGAUCAUGACCUCAAAUGGUCAUUCUCCUUGAAAAGCAUUCUACAAAAAGCGACUAGCCAAUAUCAGGAUGUUGUUCUACUUGACACUAAACGUUUCGGAAAGGUGUUGGUGAUCGAUGGCAAGAUGCAAAGCGCGGAAACUGACGAAUUUAUAUACCAUGAAUGCUUAAUUCAUCCUGCUCUUCUUUGUCAUGUCAACCCCAAAAGUGUUUUCAUAAUGGGAGGAGGUGAAGGUUCUGCCGCUAGAGAAGCCCUUAAACACAAUUCUAUUCAACAAGUCGUCAUGUGUGACAUUGAUAAGGAGGUGGUCGAUUUCUGCCGUAAACAUCUGACCGUCAACCAAGAAGCCUUCCGCAAUACUAAACUUGAGCUUGUGAUCAAUUGUGCAAUGGCGGAAUUGAAGGAAAGAAAGGAGAAAUUUGAUAUAAUAGUUGGAGAUUUGGCAGAUCCAGUUGAAGGAGGACCUUGUUACCAACUCUACACCAAAACUUUUUAUCAGAAUAUUCUUAAACCUAAACUCUCUCAUAAUGGCAUUUUUGUCACUCAGGCUGGACCUGCAGGUGUUUACACACACAAGGAGGUUUUCUCUUCCAUUUACAACACCAUCAGACAAGUUUUCAAAUAUGUAGUAGCCUUUACUGCUCAUGUGCCAUCCUUCGCAGAUACUUGGGGAUGGGUUAUGGCAUCGGAUUAUCCAAUUAUUAUUAACCCGGAGGACAUUGACAAAAAAAUCCAAAAUCGGAUUGAUGGCGAGUUAUUCUACCUCAAUGGGGCUUCAUUGCUUUCGUCCACUACCCUCAACAAAACCCUUUCCCAAUCGCUAAUGCAAGAAACUCAUGUGUAUACCGAAGAAAAUGCAAGGUUCUUGUAUGGUCAUGGAUUAAUUAAUCGUCAUUAAGGAUUGGGAGCUUCAAAAGGUUGAGUAAAACAAAAAAAAUAAAAAAAAUGAAUGUAUGCACCUAUAUAUAGUUUGAAUGUUUUUUUUAAUUACAAAGUAGACAAAAGAAAGGAAGUGGGCUAUGUGAGAAUCAAACUCGCCUGACAUUUACACGUAAAAGUAGUAUUUACUCCAAUUAAAACAAAACUCGAUUUUAGAGUUCCAAUGUUAACUAUUGUUGUAGAAAAUACUCUUAUUUUAGUUAAAAGAGAAAGUGGAAGAAAAACUAUUUUUACACUUUUAUGUAUGAUUGAAUGAAAAAUAUGACAUGAUUUCAAAAGUUGAAUCUGAA
Messenger RNA from Amaranthus tricolor (Joseph's coat), 1419 nucleotides. Its product is annotated as thermospermine synthase ACAULIS5. NCBI's taxonomy places the organism in Eukaryota, Viridiplantae, Streptophyta, Magnoliopsida, Caryophyllales, Amaranthaceae. Bases 84 to 1088 code for a protein of 334 amino acids. Gene Ontology annotation, biological process: polyamine biosynthetic process. The record is from RefSeq and is a predicted model, not a curated record. The transcript is spliced from 10 exons. Gene Ontology annotation, molecular function: thermospermine synthase activity.